This is a messenger RNA of Equus quagga, 1349 nucleotides long. RefSeq names its product signal-regulatory protein gamma-like. The coding region runs from base 30 to 1211 and encodes 393 amino acids. The transcript is spliced from 6 exons. Gene Ontology annotation, biological process: positive regulation of T cell activation; positive regulation of phagocytosis. Gene Ontology annotation, cellular component: plasma membrane. Lineage: Eukaryota; Metazoa; Chordata; Mammalia; Perissodactyla; Equidae. The record is from RefSeq and is a predicted model, not a curated record.
UAGACAGAGCAGCUCCUCAGGCCUCCAGGAUGCCCAUCCCUGCCUCCCGGCCCCACCCCGCUCCUCCUUGCCUGCUGCUGACUCUGCUGCUGGGACUCACAGGAGCAGCAGGUGAGGAGUUUCAGGUGAUUCAGCCUGAGAAGUCAGUGUCCUUCACAGCUGGAGAGACGGCCACUCUGCGCUGCACCAUGACCUCCCUGUACCCCGUGGGGCCUGUCCUGUGGUUCAGGGGGACAGGGCCAGGCCGGGAGUUAAUCUACAAUUUCAAAGGCCACUUCCCCCGAGUAACAAAUGUUUCAGACAACACAGAGAGAAACAACAUGGACUUUUCCAUCCGCAUCAGUAACAUCACCCCAGCAGACACUGGUACCUACUACUGCGUGAAGUUCCGGAAAGGGAGUCCUAAUGUGGAGGUUAAGUCUGGACCAGGCACCCAGCUCACCGUGAGUGCCAAACCCUCUCCCCCCGUGGUAUACGGCCCCACCGCGAGGGCCCUGCCCGAGCAGACAGUGAGCUUCACCUGCGAGUCCCACGGCUUCUCCCCCAGAAACAUCACCCUGAAAUGGUUCAAAAAUGGCAAUGAGCUCCCAGCCUCCCAGACCAACGUGGACCCAGAGGGAGACAGCGUGUCCUACAGCGUCUCCAGCACAGCCCAGGUGCUGCUGGCCCCGGGGGAUGUUCGCUCCCAGGUCAUCUGCGAGGUGGCCCACGUCACCCUGAAGGGGGUCCCUCCUCUUCGUGGGACGGCCAACUUGUCUGAGACCAUCCGAGUUCCGCCCACCUUGGAGGUUUCCCAGCACCCCAUGGCAGGGAACCUGGUGAACAUGGUCACCUGCCAGGCGAACAAGUUCUACCCCCGGCACCUAAAGCUGACCUGGUUGGAGAACAGAAACAUGUCCCGACAAGAAACAGCCUCAACCCUCAUAGAGAACAAGGAUGGGACCUUUAUUCAGAUGAGCUGGCUCCUGGUGAACUCAUCUGACCACAAGGAGGAUGUGGUGCUCACCUGCCAGGUGGAGCAUGAUGGGCAGCCGGCGGUCACCAAACACCUUACCCUGGAGGCCUCUGCCCACCAGAAGGUGCAGGACACAGGUGGAACCACUGGCCGAGAGCUGUCCACUGCACCUCUGGUUGUCCUCCUCCUAGGCACGAAGGUGCUGCUGGCCAUCGGGGUCUCUACCAUCUAUGUCCAGAGGAAGCGGAGGGCCUGACUUGCCAUCAAACAUUCAACACUGAGGCCAGCCCCGUGGCUUAGCAGCUAAGUUCGCGCACUCCACUUCAGCAGCCUGGGGUUUCACCUGUUCAGAUCCUGGAUGUGGACCUAGCACCGCUCAUCAAGCCAUGCUGAG